AUGGGUUUAUCAUGCUUCACUGGGAAACACCAAGAAACAACAAAUCUACAGUUUCUUUGUUCUGCAGUAAAGGGAAUCAACUUUUAUGGACCAAAGAGUGAAUAUGUAGUAAGUGGCAGUGACUGUGGCCAUAUAUUUCUUUGGGACAAGGAGACAACCGAAGUUGUGCAGUUUCUAUGUGGAGAUGACGCUGGAGUUGUCAAUUGUUUAGAACCACAUCCCAACUGCCCUGUUUUGGCAACAAGUGGCCUUGACCAUGAUGUGAAAAUCUGGUCUCCAACUUCAAAUCAACCUACAAAUUUGGAUGGUUUAGACAUGACGAUGUCAAAUAAUGAGAGAGAACGAGCAGAAGAGAAAUGCAUGCCACGUGACCCUGUUAGUGAACGGCUGUUCAGGAUGCUUAUGCGCCAUGCACGUCGACAUCGGAUGCAGGGACUGGAUGACGAUGAGGAUGAGGAUGAUAGCAGUGAUUCCAGCUCUGAGGAAAGCAGUGAUGAUGAUAGUGAUGAUGAUGAAAGCAGACAUGCCAUCACGUGCAGUCAAGCUUGAGCCUGACAGUGCAGCAUGAC
This is a messenger RNA of Corticium candelabrum, 569 nucleotides long. Its product is annotated as DDB1- and CUL4-associated factor 8-like. Gene Ontology annotation, molecular function: protein binding. The transcript is spliced from 4 exons. NCBI's taxonomy places the organism in Eukaryota, Metazoa, Porifera, Homoscleromorpha, Homosclerophorida, Plakinidae. Gene Ontology annotation, cellular component: Cul4-RING E3 ubiquitin ligase complex; cytoplasm. The record is from RefSeq and is a predicted model, not a curated record. Bases 1 to 549 code for a protein of 182 amino acids.